GCCUUCAAGGGCUCCAGCUGUUCGAAGCGAAUCCACUCGCAGCUCCCGACCUUUCCCAACUUUCCUACUGAUCACUAUCUCAUCACUCUGCACCCGUCGACCGGCGUGAACAUCGGCAGCCUCUUCAUCCAUCACUGCAUCAUCGUGUGCUACCUUGCCUUACUGCUCUGCCACUGCUACUGCUAUUGCCGUCCUGCUUGUGCUUCAGCUUGUUCAUCAUUUCCCUCCCGUCAACUCAUCAAUUCAAUUCAUUCAAUCAAUCAAUUACUCAAUCACUCAAUCACUCACCCAAUCAAUCAAUCCCUUCAAUCAAUUCGCGGGACGUGAUUGUUGAAACAACUCACUUUAAGCUCCGAGCCACACCUCCUGCAUCCCGUCCUCAGGUAUCUACCUUACCUACCUAAGGUACCUACCUACCUACCACCUUACCCUCGACCUCUCGCCCGCCUGACCUCUGGAGCCCAUUCGACAUCAACCACUCUGCACAGAGCUCCGUUCGCCUCGCCUCUCCUCUCCCGCCCUCUCCCCGUCCCUCCUCGCCUCUCCUUUUCGUCUCGCCUCGAUCCGCACGGUGUUUGGCGUUUGGGGUUAGCAUCAUCAUCAUCAUCAUCAUCAUCAUCCUCAUCCUCACCAUCAUCAUCAUUGCGUAGGAGCAGAGUCAGACACAACAAGACUCUACGGGAGCAAGCAGCAGGAGAAGACCAGAGCGGACUAGCAUCAGCAGCAUGGCCACUCCUACACAGCAGCAGCAGCCGUACGGUGGUAAUCCGUACUCAUCGCCUGCAACAAACACUGGCGGAGGUGGAGCUCCCGCCCAGCAGCAACAGGCCCCAUACCAGCCCGAAAGCAGACCUCCCCAAUCUGCGCCAGCCCCAUACCAACCGCAGCAGCAGCCGCAGCAGCAGCAAGCCGCGCAAACGCCCUUUGAAAAGUACUGUGUCAUCCACAUUGCUACCACGUGUGACGAGCAUGGCGUCUAUGUGACCAAGGACAGCGCCGAGGUUAUUGAGAUUGGAUGGGUCGUCGUGGACGCCCAAAAUCCCGAGCGAGAGUUGCACCGCCAGUCCGUGCUCGUCCGUCCUGUCAACACUCCUAUCACGCCUCUGUGCACCUCCCUCACCACUCUCACCUGGGAACAUGUAAAGAACGCCGGCACGUUCCGCGACGCCAUCACCGCCUUCGACCAAUUCGCCCAAGAGCAUCUCGUUCACAAAGACGCCGGCCCCAGUGCUGCACCGACAUUUGCCUUUGUCACUCUCACCCCGUGGGACUUGCGUGUUCAGCUCCCUCGUGAGGCUCGCGACAAGAACGUGGUCCUCCCGGCCUACCUACAACAUCCCAUCCUGUUUGGCCUUCGCGGAGAGUAUCAAACCUUUCAAUCGCACCACCCAGAGACGCUCGCAUUCAGUUCGUCGAGUCUCUCGAGCAUCUGUGCUGGUCUGGAGGUCGAAGAAGUGCGAUCCUCCGGUAAAGUGACUGGUGGCCUCCCAUUCCACCUGCAAGCUCUCGCGCCAUCCUCACCACGCCGUGCGCUCGAAGAAGCUCUCACUCUCACGCGCUGCCUCAACUCACUGCUCAAGAAGUCUCGUCCUUCUGCCACGAACCCACAAGGCAGCCCCGAGAUUCUGCAAAGACCACUCGACGCGCGGAGUGACGUUCGCGCAUUCCUGGGAGAAAGAAGCAAAGUGUUGCACCUCAGUGGACUGCCUCACGAUACGACACAAAGUGAGCUGGAAAGUUGGUUCACUCAGUACGGUGGACGACCGAUAGCGUUCUGGACACUGAGGACUCCCGAAGGUGGCAAGCCGAGCGGUAGUGGAUUCGUCGUUUUCGGCAGUCACGAAGAGGCAGCAGAAAGUCUGAGUAUGAACGGGCGCGCGCUCAAUGAUCGCGCCAUUGAGGUUGCCCCCUCGUCGAGUAGAGUGCUCGAUCGUGCAGCUCACUCGCAACCAUCUGGAGGUCCACCGCUCCUCACGCCAUUUCCGCCUUCCAAGAACCGACCACGACCUGGUGAUUGGACGUGCCCCAGCUGUGGCUUCUCCAACUUCCAACGUCGCACGGCAUGCUUCCGCUGUUCCUUCCCCGCCAUGGGUGCGAGUGGUCCCGAUCCGUACAGCCAGCCCUAUGGAAUGCAAGCCGCGCCUUACGGUGGCGCACAAUUUGGUCACCCGGGCAUGAUGGGUGGUGGUCACAUGCAUGGAGGCAGCUUUGGCGGUGGCAUGGGUGGCAUGGGUGGUUCGAGUGGACGCGGCGGCAUUGUACCGUUCCGUGCUGGUGAUUGGAAGUGUGGCAAUGAAGGGUGUGGGUAUCACAACUUUGCCAAGAACGUCUCGUGCUUGCGAUGUGGCGCCUCGCGCAGCAACGCUGCUGUCAUUGCUGAAAGUGGCAUGACCAGCUUCCCGGGACAAUCCUAUGGAGGCCCGCCACAAGUGCCGAUGCAACAGCCGCCUCCUGCAAACUAUGGUGGAGGCAGCCAGCAGUCAUUCGACUCGAGCGCAUACGGCGCGAUGCAAGGCCCACCAGCUGGCUUUGGUAGUCAGUCGUUUGGUCCCCCGUCUUCCUACAACAUGCCCUCUGGUAUGCCUCAACCGAGCCCCUACAUGGCGGGCGGUUAUGGCCAGAUGGCAAGCAAUGGCGGUAUUCCGGCUCAGGCAGGUUUCGACAGCCGCACCGAGCAGGCUUUCAAUCAAGGCAAUGCCGGUGCUCAGGCAGGAGCUGGCGCCUACGCCAAUGGUGCAUACGGACCACCUGGUGGCUACGGCAACGAUGGAACAGCAGAUCCCUUCUCUUUCUUGUCUGCUGGCAUGGGGCAACUGGGCAUCAACGAGGGCGAUAGUCGCCGCAACGGUGCCGGUGCGAGCAAAUCACCGCAGUAAUCAUGUUUACGCACACGAGAAUUACCUAACGGCCUGAGGGAGAAGAGGAGGGAACCAGCGGAUGCAAGGGGUGCGUGUGAAUGGAGGGGGCAAAAGUUUCCAGAUUGUACCAAAAGGAAAAAAAAAAGAAUUCAGAUCGACAACAUAUGGGGUUCGGCUUGUUAGCGUCGGCGCUGGAGAGGUUGAUGGCUGAUGUGGUGGUAUUAGCGAGGCGUCCGUGGCUCCAUCAUAAGGGACUGACUGAAACUGACACAACUAUCGGCAACGGCAAAGGAUCAUCGUCAUCGACAUCAAUGAAGUGUGAGAAUACGGCUGCAUGGUGUUGAGAGAGUUUUUACUUUUUUUUUUGUUUUUCUUUUUUUUUGUUUUCCCUUUUUUCUCUUCUUUCCAUCUAUUACCGAUGGAAGCGAAGGCGGAUGAAGUGUGUGUGUGUGAGAGAGAGAAUGGGAAAGGAAGAAACAUAUGGUAUUUUUGAUUCGGACGGCCUGUCUGUGAGCUUGCCUGGCUGCCUGACUGGGAGGCCUGGAUGGUUUGGACUGGACUGGACUGGACUGGACUGGACUGGACUAAGCUGGGCUGGGCUGGGCUGGGCUGAGUUGGGAUGGGGAUGGGAAUGGAAUGGACUCGAGCUGUGAUAUAGAGAGAACGAGAGAGAGAAAGAGAGAGAGAGAGAGAG
Sphaerulina musiva SO2202 is the source of this 3552-nucleotide messenger RNA. RefSeq lists its product as uncharacterized. The transcript has 3 exons. Bases 726 to 2876 code for a protein of 716 amino acids. Gene Ontology annotation, molecular function: 3'-5'-RNA exonuclease activity; RNA binding. Lineage: Eukaryota; Fungi; Ascomycota; Dothideomycetes; Mycosphaerellales; Mycosphaerellaceae. The record is from RefSeq and is a predicted model, not a curated record.